UUGAAAGGAGCCGGAUCUUGAUGAAACUGGAUCUUUGAAAGAGCAGUUCAUAAGACUUGUAGUUAUAGUUCUUUUUGUUUUAAAGAAAUAAUUUGUUUUUCUUUCGAGGGAACUGGUAGCAGCUCUAUAUAGUUGGAGCAAUGAGGAAUAUAAAAGUAUAACCAGAGGAGUUACAAGGAAGACAAAAGCAACAAAGCGGGGUCUAAGAGGAGAAAGACGCUGCUGAAACUGGUGGAGGACUUGACCCAGACAAGGAUUGACGAAGGAGCCGUUCGUUUGUGUAUUUUGGCUAUCGGUUCUUAUCGUUAACUUAAAAGAGCUGUUAAAAUCUUGAUUCGUUCGCGAACGUCCCAUUUCUAGUGUGUUGCGUUUGGGUGAGCAAUGGCGUUACCGAGAAUUCUGUCAACAAACUCACAAAGAGUGUGAUUUAUGACGUUUUUCACGUCUACAUUUCUCGACUGGGGACUUAUCGGCGGAAGGAGGGUCGCGGGGUUUCAUUCGCACUCACAUACAGACCACCUGUCAUCCAAAGGGUGACACCUCGAUCCUCCUGCUCAGCCCUUCAUUUUUGAUGAGGUCAUGACUAAUGUCAACAUCACCCGAGAUAUCCUGCACAGACAGAUCAGAGACAAACGAGCGUCAGGCUUCCAAAGGUUCCAUCAUGUGACGGACCCCUUCAUUAAGAGAUUGGGCCUGGAGGCUGAGCUUCAGGGUCACACUGGCUGCGUCAACUGUCUGGAAUGGAAUGAACGUGGAGAUCUGCUGGCCUCAGGCUCAGACGACCAGCACGCCAUCAUCUGGGAUCCAUUCAGGCUCAAGAAGCUUACGACUAUGCACACAGGACAUGCAGCAAACAUAUUCUCUGUCAAGUUCCUCCCUCACUCCGGAGACAGAAUAUUGAUAACUGGUGCUGCGGACACUAAGGUCCACGUGCAUGACCUGACAGUGAAGGAAACCAUCCACAUGUUUUCUGAUCAUACCAACAGGGUCAAAGGCAUCGCCACAGCACCAAUGUGGCCCAACACCUUCUGGAGUGCCGCAGAGGAUGGCGUCAUCCGACAGUAUGACUUACGGGAGAGCAGUAAACACUCCCAGGUGCUGAUUGACCUGACAGAAUACUGUGGUAAGCUGAUGGAGGCCAAGUGUUUAGCUGUCAAUCCACGUGACAACAACUACAUGGCGGUCGGGGCCAGCGGUCCCUUUGUACGUCUCUAUGACAUCCGGAAGAUUCACAACUGUAGGAAGUCCCCUCUUGUGCGCGCUUUAUUGAAAAAUCGGAGCCCCAUCCCAGACAGUGCUGUGCAGUAUUAUGUUGCAGGUCACCUGCCAAUGAGGCUUAGGGAAUAUAAUAACCGCAUGAGGGUCCUGGUGGCCACUUCUGUCACUUUCAGUCCAGAUGGAAAUGAGUUGCUUGUCAACAUGGGUGGGGAACAGGUGUAUCUGUUUGACUUGACAUUUAAACAAAGGCCAUACACACUGCUGCUUCCACAAAGAGGCCGGCCAUCAACAGGAGAUGCGCAGCCUGGAAAGACAACCAAUGGCGUUUCCAAUGGAAUCCAUGUGCCAGCCAGCCAUAUUCGAUUUGCCCAAAACGACAUACAAAUGAGCUCGAAUGAGCUUCCUCCCCAUUUGGAAAAGAUCAAACAACAAGCUAACGAUGCGUUUGCAAGGCAGCAGUGGACGCAGGCCAUCCAGCUCUACAGUUUAGGAAUUCAUCAUUCCAGCUGCAAUGCCGUGUUGUACGGAAACCGCGCCGCAGCCUACAUGAAGCGGAAGUGGGAUGGAGACCAUUACGACGCUCUCCGGGACUGUCUGAAGGCUCUGACUCUAAACCCAGAACAUCUGAAGGCUCAUUUCAGGCUUGCACGGUGUCUCUUUGAGCUCGACGAGGUGUCGCAAGCACUGGCAUGCCUCAACGAUUUCAAAGGAAAGUUCCCAGAGCAGGCACACAGCAGCGCUUGUGCCGCAUUGGAUAAAGACAUCAAAACCUACAGCUACUCGGCACCAGAGUCAGAAGAGAAGAAGGCCAACACUUCUCUUCGAUACCACUUACUGACCCAGAAGGCAGUCUCUGAAGAUGAAUUGGAUCAGAGAGAACAGAGUUUGGAUUACAAGCACAGAUAUUGUGGUCACUGCAACACCACCACCGAUAUCAAAGAGGCCAACUUCUUUGGAAGCAAAGGCCAGUACAUCGUCAGCGGCUCAGACGAUGGCUCGUUCUUUAUCUGGGAAAAGGAGACAACAAAUCUGGUUCGUGUCCUGCAGGGAGAUGAGUCCAUAGUUAACUGCUUGCAGCCUCAUCCCAGCUACUGCUUCCUGGCAACGAGCGGUAUUGACCCUGUGGUUCGAUUAUGGAAACCCAGACCUGAGACGGAGACAGAAAAUGCACGUGUGGUCGAAGACAUGGAAGGUGCCGCUCAAGCCAACCAGCGGCGAAUGAACGCAGAUCCACUGGAGGUUAUGCUGCUCAACAUGGGCUAUCGUAUCACAGGAUUGCGAGGCGUUGGCCCCGAUGGUUCAGACGAUGAGGAGAGUGCAGACGGACAAGUACCGUGUCGGCCAAGCUAAAAACAAGCCUGACAGCAGCUGCUCCGUAGAAUGGAAGUAGGAAGCAAAGCGCUUUGGAUUUGAAUCCUAAUUUGCCCUCCUUUUUUGACCGAGGUGAAUAUCAUGUCACAUCGCAAUGCCAUGGGCGGUCCUUGGCUUACGAAGGCGCUCCGUUCCUACGACUGUGAUGCAAGUUGAGUUUUAGUGCAAGUCAAAACUUAGAACUAAAUUAACAAUGAAUUGCUCACACUGUACACAGAACACCUGAAGGACGUAUAGAUAGAACAAUGAAAAGAUUCGGGAAUUGAAAAAGACAAAGAAGACAACUACUUUUAUCUUUUUGGUUGUCUUGCACCCCGGAAGGGGCGUUGUAAAGGGAGGGAGAGACAGGCAAGUCUCAAUAAUAAGACCAGUAUGCUGCUUAGUUGUCACUAUCCAUUUCAUAGUCGUACCAUCUUUAUCUUCGAUGAUGAUCGCGACAUUUGAACGGCUUGAACUGCACAUGCAGUCAAUGUCGAUAUUGCCACAUCUCUACUGAGCCUUUUAAUAAUAAUAAUAAUAAUAAUUCAUUCAUUCAUUUUCUACCGCUUUUCCUCACAAGGGUCGCGGGGUGCUGGAGCCUAUCCCAGCUGUCUCCGGGCGAGAGACAGGGUAUACCCUGGACUGGUGGCCAGCCAAUCACAGGGCACAUAUAGACAAACAACCAUUCACACUCACAUUCAUACCUAUGGACAAUUUGGAGUCGCCGAUUAACCUAGCAUGUUUUUGGAAUGUGGGAUGUGAAAAAACGGAGUACCCGCAGAAAACCCACGCAAGCACGGGGAGAACAUGCAAACUCCACACAGACAUGGCCGAGGGUGGAAUUGAACCCUGGUCUCCUAGCUGUGAGGUUUGCGCAUAAUAAUAAUAAUAUAUUUUAUUUGUAUAGUGCUUUAAGGCGCUUUACAGUAGAGAAAAACAGUAAAAGAUGCAUUAAAAUACAAUAUCCAUACAUUAAUUCAGAGCUAAAACAAGGCGGGGCGCAUUUUACCAUGGGUAAUUUCACUUAUCACUUUUUUCACUUUUUUUUUGACGUACUGCCACCAGAAGUGGGAGAGACAGUAGAGGUUAAAAGUGAAGUCCUUCCUCUGUGUACCGUAUUCUUCCACCUAUGUAUUCUUCCGCUGUGCACACGUAACUAGUCCUUUAUUCUAGUGCAGUAUUAGUAAAUUCACAGGAGUGUGUUCGGAACCACCAAACAUUGUUAAACAAGGACCACCUGUCUGCAUCAUGCUUUGAGGGCAGGCGGGCGCCUCUGUGAACGGAGGAAGACGUUUUUUUUUAAACCAAUCAAGCCUCUCAGACUGGAGUUUGUCACAUGGCUCAGCACCUCUCCCGAAGGUUUUAUGUUUGCAACCACAUGUCGAAGGAGAGGCACUCUAGUGACCUAUUUUCAGGUCCCACCAUGGAGGAUCAAAUCACAAGACUAAUAGAUGCUGCAUUUCCUGUCUGAUCUCCAUCAGCGUGCAUGCAUCUCAGAAAGGGUAUGACCAUCAUUUCGGGUCUUUUCAGUUUGAUUUUUUUUUUUUAGACUGAAAUGUCACUCCCUUUCAUGAAAUCUGCAUAUUUAUAAUUAUUGGGAUGAGCUUUGUUUCAUUUAUAAGAAAAAAAAAUCUGCCAAAGUUUGCCCUCCAUUAACUAAAUGGCCAUGGAUUUGUGUUCUUUGUUCUUUAUAACUGAGUCUUCACUCAAUUAAUUUAAUCAGACUCGUAAGUUUUUAUUUUUUCUUCAAAUCAUUGACGGCACUUGAACUGUUGGUGUGAGAAAAAAGCAGGUUGUGUUUAGGUGUAACACAAAUGCUCAUUUAGGGUACAUGCAGUGUUUGAUGGACACAGUGUGUCAAGUACUCGUCCUUGGCUAGACUGCUCCUGAACUAAUUCAGCAACGCACAUGUAAAACGUAGGCUUUCAUGUGUUUUUACUUUGUUCAUCGGUUUUCUUUAAGGAAUCAUGUAAUCACAUUUUUUUUCUCCCUUGCAAACAGAACACAACCAUAAAGAAUAAGAAUGGAAUCACCUUGUGUUUUUCCUUUUUUUUUCUCAUGACAAAAAUGUUCUUGUAGAACAGUUACACAACACAUAAGCAGUACUGUCGCAAAACAAAUGAGUUUGGCAAUGACAUGCUGAAGGUGAGGCCGUGGUAUGAACAUUUCUGGCAUCCCCCCCUCAUACAUCAGCGUCUCAUCCACUGCCUGCUUUUGCUGACUAUUCAUAAUAGAUGUGCUCAGUAUAUCGCCAUUAGGACGUCCCAUGUUCCAUAUAUGGUACAAUGAGGUGACCCAGCUUCUGCUGAGUUUGCAAACUUAUUCUAUGCAGAAUAGGCCUCAAAAGUAACUCAAGCAGGCUUCUACGGCUCCCGAGAAGGGGGGGUCAGGCGAUCAGACAACAUAACUUUGUGC
Messenger RNA from Doryrhamphus excisus (bluestripe pipefish), 4983 nucleotides. RefSeq names its product WD and tetratricopeptide repeats 1 (gene wdtc1). Gene Ontology annotation, molecular function: protein binding. NCBI's taxonomy places the organism in Eukaryota, Metazoa, Chordata, Actinopteri, Syngnathiformes, Syngnathidae. The record is from RefSeq and is a predicted model, not a curated record. Gene Ontology annotation, cellular component: cytoplasm; Cul4-RING E3 ubiquitin ligase complex. Gene Ontology annotation, biological process: negative regulation of fatty acid biosynthetic process.